This is a messenger RNA of Protopterus annectens (West African lungfish), 1581 nucleotides long. It is a transcript of the gene RCL1, whose product is annotated as RNA terminal phosphate cyclase like 1. Gene Ontology annotation, cellular component: nucleolus. Gene Ontology annotation, molecular function: RNA endonuclease activity. The record is from RefSeq and is a predicted model, not a curated record. Gene Ontology annotation, biological process: endonucleolytic cleavage of tricistronic rRNA transcript (SSU-rRNA, 5.8S rRNA, LSU-rRNA); ribosome biogenesis. The coding region runs from base 383 to 1498 and encodes 371 amino acids. Lineage: Eukaryota; Metazoa; Chordata; Ceratodontiformes; Protopteridae. The transcript is spliced from 9 exons.
AAUCUACUUUUCGUUCUUGUAAAAAUGCACAAGGGCGUGCACUGCGAUAUUACGUUACAAACAAAUCUAAACAAUUAAAUUUGGAAAGCUUAACUACAGAGGUUUCGUUUGUUUGCAAUGAAAUUGGCGUUUAAACUGAAGUUUAUAAAUCUCAUCUAUUAAUAGACCAAGACAAAAAAGAGGCAACGGUCUUCAACAACGUAGCUACCAAAUGAAUCUGUAAAUACACUCUAUUUCCUCAAAAUAUCUAAGAGCUUAAACGUGUUGAAAUAAUAUCGAGGUGAACUUUGACCUGGCAUGUCUUCCGUCUAACGUUCCGUACCAAACCACGUGGGUGAGGAAUCUGUCCAUCAGGGCAAAACAUUUGUAAGUGUGUUGCAGCAUGGCAACAGAGCGAUCUUUAAGGUUUGAGGGGUGUAAUUUUUUCAGGCAACGUGUGAUCUUGUCAACUUUGAGUGGUAAAUCUAUAAAAUUGCAAAAUAUAAGAGCCAAGGAUGACAGUCCAGGGUUAAGAGAUUUUGAAGCAAGUUUUAUAAGACUGGUGGACAAAAUAACAAAUGGCUCCAGGAUCGAAAUUAAUGAAACGGGUACUAGAUUGUACUAUCAACCUGGCAUCCUUCUUGGUGGGGCAGUGGAACACGACUGUAAUGUACAACGCUCUAUUAGUUACUAUUUGGAAGGCUUAAUCUGCCUGGCACCAUUUAUGAAACAUCCUUUAAAAGCGGUCUUGAGAGGAGUGACAAAUGACCAGACCGAUCCGUCAGUUGAUACCUUAAAGGCAACAAGCAUACCUCUGUUGAAGAAAUUUGGAGUAGAUGGGGAAGGCCUUGAACUGAAAAUUAUCAGAAGAGGUAUGUUGCCUGGAGGGGGAGGUGAAGUAUUUUUUUCAUGUCCAGUUAGUAAAGGUUUAAAACCUAUUCAGUUCACAGACCCUGGGAAAAUCAAACGUAUCAGAGGUGUGGCAUACUCUGUCAGAGUGUCUCCACAGAUAGGUAACAGAAUAACCGAUUCUGCAAGAAGUAUCUUAAACAAGUUUCUGCCAGAUGUAUACAUUUACACAGACCACAUGAAGGGAGUUAGCUCAGGAAAAUCCCCAGGUUUUGGGCUGUCUUUAGUUGCUGAGACCACGGCUGGAUGUUUUCUUAGUGCUGAGCUUGUCUCUAAUCCUCAGGGAAAGGGACCAGCAGUGCUGCCAGAGAAUCUUGGAAGGGACUGUGCAAAACUGCUACUUGAGGAAAUCUACAGGGGAGGAUGUGUUGAUUCACUGAAUCAGAGUUUGGCUUUGCUGUGCAUGACACUUGGACAGCAGGAUGUUUCCAAAGUCCUUCUAGGACCACUGUCUCCAUAUACGAUUGAAUUCCUUCGUCAUUUGAGAAGCUUUUUCCAAAUUAUGUUUAAAAUGGAAACAAGAUCAUUUGAUGAACAGAAGGGUGGAGAAAAAGUUUUGAUGACCUGUGUUGGUGUUGGCUUCUCUAAUCUUAGCAAGACGGUUAAAUAGAAAAGUAUAUGUAGUACUUAGUUAUGUGCAUAAUGUUUUCUGUUGGUUUUAAUAAAAUGUGUAUUUUUCAUAGUAAAUCCAAA